AUGUCGUCGCCUUACGCAGAUCGUCCGCUCCUGCACCCCGAUAAGCAAAUCAGAUUGCUUCGGCUGGAGCAAUCAUCACCUGAUGGCGAUGACUAUUGCUUCAGCUUGACGGUUCACAACUUUUGCGAUGAUGUGUAUCAGCCACGAUACAUUGCCAUUUCGUACACUUGGGGAGAUUUUGUCCCACUCAUGCCGAUAAUUGUAAAUGGUAAAAGGAUGCGAGUGCGAUUUAAUUGCUGGUAUGCUCUGUGGCAGAUGAGACACCAUGGCGUCACCGAUUAUUUGUGGAUCGAUUCAUUGUGUAUCAAUCAAGAUAAUAAUGAAGAGAAGAACUUUCAGGUGGCUAUCAUGGGUUUGAUAUACGAAUCAGCAUUGUGGGUCGCCAGUUGUAUUGGUACUGGUGACACGAUCGGUGCCAUACAGCCCACCUCAGCAAGCGAUGGCGGCGAAGAGGUUAGGAUCGCCAGGGAGAAACUUCGAGGAAGGUUUGAUCAAAUAUCAUAUUUUGAUAGAGUAUGGAUCAAACAGGAAAUUAUUCUUGCGCGCGAUAUCACGCUUUUCUACGGAUUGAAAAGCGUCUCGUGGGAAGAUUUUAACACGUUAAUGAGUAUUGAGCAAAGAUUUUCGGGGCAAAACUUAGAAGAGAGCGCCGAUUUUGGUAUGUCCGAUGUUUUGGAGAAUUCCGGAGAUGCUUCAAGCAGUUUUUACCGCUGGGGUCAAAUACGGGAGUAUUCCAUUCAGGAAGCCGAGAUGAAUUCUACUACCCUACAACUGUGCAAUCAUCGCUCAAACUCAAAAUCUGGUACAUUCGUGGAUUUAGUUUUCCGGUAUAACACAGCAAAGGCUACCAACCCCAGGGAUAAGAUAUACGCACUUCUCUCUCUGCUCCCAAAGGAGGAUCUCAUCCGACAAAAUCUAAUAAUUGACUACGAACAACCUACAUUUCAUCUGUUUCACGCCGUUGCAAGAUUAGUGUAUAGUACAUAUGAAGAUUUAGAAAUUGGACAGAAGCAUCAGGUCCUUGAUUUGAUCAGGGAAUGGCUAGACAUCAACGAGCAUAAUCUGGAAAUGGAUGAAUACUUGAGAUCAAUUCCACCUUCACCAUCAGACUGGCUACCUUCUUCGACCUCAGAUUUGACUAAUCCCUGGCUUAAAGCAAUCGACCCUCAUAUCAGACUUGAUAUUAAGGAAUUGUGCCAAAUCCCUCAACAGAAUGAACUUCACGCCAAUCUUAACAUUCAAGCUGAGGAGUACGCGCCUUUAACAUUGCUCGAACAUAUAAAUACGUGGCGGCAGGAAAAUGAGAAAUGGUCUAAGGAGCAUAUCAAUGAACUCUUGCCUGCCAAUCUUAAGACAUCAAGAGUUACCAUCAUGUGGCCGAAUCUACAGGCGGAAAUUUUUCCAGCCAUGAAAGAGUUUCUUGUCAAUGCAGAUGUUCGAGACGGAGAUUCCAUUGCAAAAGUCGUUUGGGGUAGAUCCGAAAUUAUAUACAACGCCGCAGACCAUUGGACUGCGGCAUAUGCUGUUUUGCGCACGGUGAAAGUUAAGGACAUUGACAACGAACUAGGCAAAGAUGAUGACUCUAUCAUGGAUACCUCUGACGACGUUCUCGACGGCUUAUCAAAUCGCAAGUCAGAACAAGAGCAAGGCGCUGAUGUUCUUCUCACACUCCAUAGCUGGGCUAUUCCGGUUAGCCAAGACCUUAAAAUUCUGACAACAGGUGAAAAUUCGGAUCUUUCUGACAUAUACCGGAAUCAAAAUCCGGGCGUAUUAAUCCUACAUCAUCGAGACGCCUUGAUACCGCUGAUUUUGAACGAUAGACCAUUACAUGCAUUGCUGUAUCCCGCCCCCGCUGGAUCAUACUUAUCAACUAUUCAAUUAGACAACAAUGUGGAAUGCAAAUCUAGUCCUCGUUUGAAACAGUUAUCCGACUAUAUCAGUGACGUGUUUGGGUGA
Messenger RNA from Botrytis byssoidea, 1956 nucleotides. RefSeq lists its product as uncharacterized. NCBI's taxonomy places the organism in Eukaryota, Fungi, Ascomycota, Leotiomycetes, Helotiales, Sclerotiniaceae. The transcript has a single exon. The record is from RefSeq and is a predicted model, not a curated record. Bases 1 to 1956 code for a protein of 651 amino acids.